Macaca mulatta (Rhesus monkey) is the source of this 1350-nucleotide messenger RNA. RefSeq names its product 2,4-dienoyl-CoA reductase 1 (gene DECR1). Gene Ontology annotation, biological process: fatty acid beta-oxidation. Gene Ontology annotation, molecular function: 2,4-dienoyl-CoA reductase (NADPH) activity. NCBI's taxonomy places the organism in Eukaryota, Metazoa, Chordata, Mammalia, Primates, Cercopithecidae. Gene Ontology annotation, cellular component: mitochondrion. The record is from RefSeq and is a predicted model, not a curated record.
CCCGGCCGGACCAGAGAGCAGAAGAGAGCAUCGGCCAGGCAGAGCUAGGCGGCGCCCUCGGCCCGAACCUGAAGGUCAGGGCCGCGGGGCGUCCUCGCCGCCUGGGUCCCAGUCCCGGUCCCAGCUCCCGGCAGCCCAGGCAGCGAUCCCAGCCGCAAGAACUUUGUUCUUUUUGUCCCGCCCCCUGCGCUGUACCGCCUUCGCCGCCUUCCGGCCCGAGUUCCGGAGAAUCAACAUGACGCUGCAGGCCAGGGUUUUCUUUGCUCUGGGGUCGCGGCUGCCCUGUGGCCUCGCUCCUCGGCGGUUUUUCAGUUAUGGGACAAAAAUAUUAUAUCAAAACACUGAAGCUUUGCAGUCUAAAUUCUUUCCACCCCUUCAAAAAGCGAUGCUACCACCUAAUAGUUUUCAAGGAAAAGUGGCAUUCAUUACCGGGGGAGGUACUGGCCUUGGUAAAGGAAUGACGGCUCUUCUGUCCAGCCUAGGUGCUCAGUGCGUGAUAGCCAGCCGGAAGAUGGAUGUUUUGAAAGCUACCGCAGAACAAAUUUCUUCUCAAACUGGAAAUAAGGUUCAUGCAAUUCAGUGUGAUGUGAGGGAUCCUGAUAUGGUUCAAAACACUGUGUCAGAACUGAUCAAAGUUGCAGGACAUCCUAAUAUUGUGAUAAACAAUGCAGCAGGGAAUUUUAUUUCUCCUACUGAAAGACUUUCUCCUAAUGCUUGGAAAACCAUAACUGACAUAGUUCUAAAUGGCACAGCCUUUGUGACACUAGAAAUUGGAAAACAACUAAUUAAAGCACAGAAAGGAGCAGCAUUUCUUGCUAUUACCACUAUCUAUGCUGAGACUGGUUCAGGUUUUGUAGUACCAAGUGCUUCUGCCAAAGCAGGUGUGGAAGCCAUGAGCAAGUCUCUUGCAGCUGAAUGGGGUAAAUAUGGAAUGCGAUUCAAUGUGAUUCAACCAGGGCCUAUAAAAACCAAAGGUGCCUUUAGCCGUCUGGACCCAACUGGAACAUUUGAGAAAGAAAUGAUUGACAGAAUUCCCUGUGGUCGCCUGGGAACUAUAGAAGAACUUGCAAAUCUUGCUGCUUUCCUUUGUAGUGAUUAUGCUUCUUGGAUUAAUGGAGCAGUUGUUAAAUUUGAUGGUGGAGAGGAAGUACUUAUUUCAGGAGAAUUCAAUGACCUGAGAAAGGUCACCAAGGAGCAGUGGGACACCAUAGAAGGACUCAUCAGGAAGACAAAAGGUUCCUAAGACCACUUUGGCCUUCAUCUUGGUUACAAAAAAGGGAAUAGAAAUGAAACAAAUGAUCUCUCAUCUUUUGACUAUUUCAAGUCUAAUAAAUUGUUAAUUAACAAACA